AUGAGCGACAGCAGGGCGAUAGAGCCCGCCGGUGCGGCGGCAGCGGCCGCCGAAGCGAGACAGGCACGGGAGGGUGUGGAGCCGGAAGACCUCUACGACAGGCCAGAACGUCGCUCCAAGGUCGAUGCGGCAUCCGACUACAGCAGUUUCGGACGUACAGGUUGCACGUGGGUGGGGUAA
Messenger RNA from Ectocarpus siliculosus, 180 nucleotides. The record is from the annotation of a GenBank genome assembly. Lineage: Eukaryota; Phaeophyceae; Ectocarpales; Ectocarpaceae.